GUUGGAAACCCCGGUUCCACACAACACAAAUGGAGAAGGAGAGUCCAAACAAGGCGCCCGUCUCCUUGCCGGGAUGUGCUACAGUGGUAUUAGUCAUCUUGGUUGUGGCCUCGUUGUCUAUGUCAGCUGCGGCCAUGUGGGAAAUCUUUAAUCUCAAACAAGAGUUACGAGAUCAGGAAGUUGUUAUUCGUCAUUUGCAGGCUUCUCAGAAGCCAGAUACUGAGUCGGGAAUGGCAAAGCACCAACAAGAACAGGCAAAGCUCAAAGAAACGGCCCAAAUGCUCCUGUCUAAGGUACGUCAAUUGGAAAUUAGAAACCGUGUGGCUCGAGCUGUUCAAAGAUGUCGAUGUAAACAAGGUCCCCCAGGUCCGAGAGGUCCUAGAGGGCCAAGGGGUAAGAGGAGAAAAAGAGGCCGCAAAGGUCCAAAAGGCAAUCCGGGUCCAAAAGGAGAGCCAGGACUACCGGGGCCACCGGGACCCCGAGGAAGAUGCAGACCAAGAAGAGGUGGAAAAUGUAAACAAGGCCUAACCGCCAGAAGUACGACGAUGUUUACCGAAUCAGCGCACAUUGAAGGUCAUGGCGGAGAGAUACAUCCCCAGACAGGUAGUGAAAAAUUUCAUCGUAUAACAAACUGGAGAAAAGGCCACAUCAAUGGUAAAAUGCGUUUCGUUGAUCAAGGCAUUCUUAUCAUCGGGGUUUCUGGCUACUACUACGUCUAUUCACAGAUUUUUUACUACUCUGGCGAUGCUUUUUACAUGGCUCACUACCUCUAUAAAAACGAAGAACCGUUAAUGCGAAGUCUUUCCAGUGUGGCAGGGCCAAGACGAAAGUACAACACUAAUUAUAAUGGCGGUGUGUUUUUUCUGCAAGCCGGAGAUAGAAUCACUGUUCGCGUUCCUUUUAACAAAAUCCUCUACAUGAACCGCGAAACCAGUUAUUUUGGAGCCUUUUUGAUAUUUUCAUCAAGCAAUUUUACAGUUGAGGCUUCUCAACAGAGCAGAAGCUCAACACUCUCAACAAUUCAGCCUCAGUAAAUUAUUUAGAAAUAGCUGCAACGGAUGUAUGUACGGUUGGUAAUGCGGUGCCGGAGAAGAGUGCUCGCCUCUCACCAAGGCGACCUGGCUUCGAUUCCUGGACUCGGCAAAGUAUGUGAGUAGGGCUGCUCUUUUUGGGUUCUCCAGUUUUUCCUCCUUCCUCAAAAAUCAACUUCUAAAUUGCAAUUGGAAUCUAGUGGAACGAGACUUUUUUGUACACUGCGAGCAGUCCCACUUUUCACUCCAGACUUAGUAAAGACGAGUGUUUCAGUGCUGUUGACUCACACAGACACUGUAGCUGAAAGUGGACCACCCGCAGUCUAGGAACAAGAGCCACUCUGUGGAUCCACUGUUUACUCCCUUUUAUUCUUACUUUUAUUUUUUGAAAGGUUGCUUUUUGAUCCAUGCACAGCCAGUUCAUUGCUACAUUCAGGGGCAUAAAUCCAGGAUUUUAAAAUUGGGGUUGAAUAUUGUCUUUUAUUCCUUAUAUGGCAAAGAAUGCACAUACUGAUACCACUAGUAGCUCAACAAAGGCAAAAAAGGUGAAAAUAUGGUGUUUCGAAUUGACGGUGAUUAAAUUUGUGAGAUUCAAGUACUGAACCAAAUGAAAGUCUAUCGAGAUAAAAUGUUUUCAAUGAUAAAAACAUUUUUUAUCAUAGAAAAGGGAGAGGGAGUGGCUAGUCAACCACUCUCAUCACCCCUCUUACCACUACUGACAUUCAAUGAAUUCUCAAAUUUAUGGGAAGUAAUCUUUCUCCAUGGGGAAAAAUAACCAAUUUAUUCACCUUAUAAAGUGGAAUGAGAGAUAAGAGAUUAACCCUAUUGAGAAUAUCUUUUUAAAUCGAAUAAGGAUUUAGAAGUUGGUUUUUGCAGAGGAAGGAAAAAACUGGAGAACUUGGAGAAAACCCUUUGAAAGAUUUGCUGAGAAUUACUUCUUUCCCUAUCAAAGUUUUUAUAUUUCAUAUGCUAUGCAACAACAAGUGGGUUUUAAAAUGAAUAGAAAAUGGUAAUUAUUUUCAUCAGGCUAAUUACAGCAAGAUAGUACGAUAUGGCAAGUAGUAGAGCAAAGAAUACCAUCAUAAUAAAUGAAUGAAAAUUAACUGGCCUUAAAAUAAUGAGCUUAGAAUACCAAAUACUGCUUGGGCUAUUUAUAAUAAGUAUCUCAUCUUAAAAGUUUCAACUUAGAAUUUCUAAUUAAAAAAUUAUAAACACGC
Messenger RNA from Actinia tenebrosa (Australian red waratah sea anemone), 2248 nucleotides. RefSeq lists its product as uncharacterized. Gene Ontology annotation, cellular component: membrane. NCBI's taxonomy places the organism in Eukaryota, Metazoa, Cnidaria, Anthozoa, Actiniaria, Actiniidae. Gene Ontology annotation, biological process: immune response. The record is from RefSeq and is a predicted model, not a curated record. Gene Ontology annotation, molecular function: tumor necrosis factor receptor binding.